Gopherus evgoodei (Goodes thornscrub tortoise) is the source of this 3902-nucleotide messenger RNA. It is a transcript of the gene ABCB11, whose product is annotated as ATP binding cassette subfamily B member 11. Gene Ontology annotation, cellular component: membrane. Gene Ontology annotation, biological process: transmembrane transport. Bases 122 to 2962 code for a protein of 946 amino acids. The transcript has 19 exons. The record is from RefSeq and is a predicted model, not a curated record. Gene Ontology annotation, molecular function: ABC-type transporter activity; ATP hydrolysis activity; ATP binding. Lineage: Eukaryota; Metazoa; Chordata; Testudines; Testudinidae.
UGUGGCUGAUGAAGUGCUGUCAUCAAUCAGAACAGUGGCUGCUUUUGGUGGGGAGAGGAAAGAAGUUGAAAGAUAUGAUAAAAACCUAGUGUUUGCACAGCGCUGGGGAAUUAGAAAAGGAAUGAUAAUGGGAUUCUUCACUGGUUACAUCUGGUUCAUAAUCUUCCUGUGUUAUGCAUUAGCCUUUUGGUAUGGCUCAAAACUUGUCCUUGAAGAAGAUGAGUAUUCACCUGGGACUCUCUUACAGGUUUUCUUUGGAGUCUUAAUAGGUGCUUUAAAUCUUGGUCAGGCUUCUCCUUGUUUGGAGGCUUUUGCCACUGGCCGCGGGGCUGCAACAAACAUCUUUGAGACGAUAGAUGCAAAACCUACCAUUGACUGCAUGUCAGAAGAGGGCUACAAGUUGGAUAAAAUAAGAGGUGACAUUGAAUUCCAUAAUGUAACAUUCCAUUACCCAUCCAGGCCCGAAGUAAAGAUUUUGGAUAAUCUUAGCAUGGUUAUUAAAUCAGGGGAUACAACCGCUUUUGUUGGACCCAGUGGAGCUGGGAAAAGCACCACAAUGCAGCUCAUCCAGAGGUUCUAUGACCCCUCUGAAGGCAUGGUUACCCUGGAUGGCCAUGACAUUCGCUCCCUUAACAUUCAGUGGUUGCGCUCACUGAUUGGUAUUGUUGAGCAAGAACCAGUCCUGUUUGCCACCACAAUUGCAGAGAAUAUUCGCUAUGGCCGUGAUGAUGCUAGUAUGGAAGACAUCAUCAAAGCAGCCAAGGAAGCCAACGCCUACAACUUUAUCAUGGAUCUGCCACUGCAAUUUGACACUCUUGUUGGAAAGGGUGGAGGCCAGAUGAGUGGAGGUCAGAAACAAAGGAUAGCUAUUGCUCGAGCCCUUGUCCGAAACCCUAAAAUCCUGCUACUAGAUAUGGCCACGUCAGCACUGGACAAUGAAAGUGAAGCUAUUGUCCAAGAAGCACUUCAUAAGGCACGCCUUGGGCGCACUGCAAUCUCAAUAGCUCAUCGUCUGUCCACAGUCAAAGCCGCUGAUGUCAUCAUUGGGUUUGAGCAUGGAAGGGCGGUUGAGAGAGGAACACAUGAGGAGCUACUGGAAAGGAAAGGGGUUUAUUUCACUCUGGUGACCUUGCAAAGCCAAGGAGACAAAGCACUUACUGAAACAGCAGUGGAAAAAAAUAACUUGCUUGUUACACCAAACCUUAAGAAAGACCAGUCAUUUAGCCGUGGGAGCUAUCAAAGCAGCUUGCGCGCUUCAGUUCGACAGCGUUCCAGGUCUCAGCUCUCUAAUGUAGUACCCAGCCAUCCAUUAUCAGUCACUGGAGACCAGUCAGACACUGUAUAUCGACUGCAUCAAUAUGAAGAAGGCACAUCUACACAAAAGACAUUUGAGGAGGAAGAAGAGGAAGUGGAGCCUGCACCAGUCACCAGGAUUUUGAAAUACAAUUCUCCAGAGUGGCCUUAUAUGUUGUUUGGAUCUGUUGGCGCAGCUAUGAAUGGGGCAGUCAAUCCACUCUAUGCACUAUUAUUCAGUCAGAUUCUUGCAACCUUUUCCAUGCCUGAUAAAGAAGAGCAAAGAGCACUGAUCAAUGGCAUCUGCCUGCUUUUUGUCCUUGUUGGAGCUGUAUCAUUUUUCACACAGUUCCUGCAGGGAUACACAUUUGCAAAAUCUGGUGAGUUGCUUACAAGACGGUUAAGGAAAAUGGGUUUCCAAGCUAUGCUAGGCCAAGAGAUUGGUUGGUUUGAUGAUCACAGAAACAGCCCUGGUGCCUUGACUACAAGACUUGCAACAGAUGCAUCACAGGUUCAAGGGGCUACCGGCUCUCAAAUAGGAAUGAUUGUCAGUUCCUUAACCAACAUUGGAGUGGCCAUUAUCAUUGCUUUCUACUUCAGCUGGAAACUAACUCUAGUUAUAAUGUGCUUCCUGCCCUUUUUAGCCUUAUCUGGAGCUGUGCAGGCUAAAAUGUUGACAGGAUUUGCCUCGCAGGACAAGCAAGCUAUGGAAACUACUGGGCAGAUUUCCAGUGAAGCCCUCUCUAACAUUAGGACUGUAGCUGGCAUAGGGAAGGAGAGAAAGUUUAUUGAAGCAUAUGAAGAACAGCUGGAAAUCCCAUACAGAGCUGCAAUCAGUAAAGCAAAUGUUUAUGGAAUCUGUUUUGGCUUUGCCCAAUGUAUAGUGUUCAUAGCCAAUUCAGUCUCUUAUCGAUACGGAGGUUUUUUGGUGGAGAAUGAAGGACUUCAUUAUAGCUAUGUGUUUAGGGUGAUAUCUGCUGUUGUGACCAGUGGCACUGCUUUGGGAAGAGCUUCUUCUUAUACUCCAAACUACGCUAAAGCAAAAAUAUCUGCUGCACGUUUUUUUCAACUGGUGGAUCGGGUUCCCCAAAUCAGUGUUUACAAUGAUAGCGGAGAAAAAUGGGACAAUUUCAAGGGAAACAUUGAAUUUAUCAACUGCAGGUUCACGUAUCCUUCUCGGCCUGACAUCAAAGUUUUGAACGGCCUCUCAGUGUCUGUUAAACCUGCGCAGACACUUGCACUGGUUGGAAGUAGUGGAUGUGGCAAAAGCACUAGCGUCCAGCUUCUGGAGCGCUUUUAUGACCCUGACAAAGGACGUGUGAAAUAUGAAACUAAUGUUGGGGCUCAGGGAUCCCAGCUUUCUCGUGGGCAAAAGCAACGCAUCGCUAUAGCUCGGGCCAUCAUACGAGAUCCUAAAAUUUUAUUAUUGGAUGAAGCAACAUCUGCCUUAGACACAGAAAGUGAAAAGACCGUGCAAGAUGCAUUGGAUAAAGCCAGAGAAGGACGGACCAGCAUUGUCAUAGCACAUCGGUUGUCUACAAUUCAAAACUCUGAUAUCAUAGCUGUCAUGUCUCAAGGAAUUGUUGUUGAAAAGGGCACUCAUAAUGAACUGAUGGCCAGGGAAGGAGCUUAUUACAAACUUGUCACCACUGGAGCACCAAUUAGCUGAUUUACCACAGGCUCUGUGUAAACUUGAAGGAUGAUAGUUUUCUAAAUGAGAACUCUGCAGUUGGUUUGGCAAUGUUGGUACCCCUUUAAGUUGUUGCAUGGUACAAAACUCUGUCAUAUGAUCAGUUACAUGGGACACUAUCAAGCCUAAAAUGUAUCUUGCCUUCUGGAGUCAGCAAGCCCUGUAGGAUCAUAUAUGGUGACUACAGAGUAGGCUGAUUUGUUCAAGAGAUAGCCUAGCCCAUUGUGCAAGGGAGAAAAGGAAUUUCCUGGUAAGAAAGCUCUUUAUCUGGGAGUUGUGGAGCUAUUAGAGGGUAGGGAGCUCGUGUAGUAGUCCGGCUGCACAGUGCCUUACUUGCUGGACUAAAUGUUAGUCAAGGAAGAAUCCACCCUGAAUAUUAGCAUGUCAGAGCAGGGACUGCUUCUUUUGGCAAGUAAAACAUAACACCAAGUACGAUACUAGCUUCUAUUUUAGUGGUGGGAUCAAAUAUUUUCUAACCUGAAGGUUUUACAGACAGAAUUAAAAUCGAUACUCUCAGUGUGGUUAUAGAAAACUUUUUUGCCUCAUUCUUUGGCUCUCUUGUCUAUUCAGCUUGUGAGCUCUUCCAGGCAAGGACUGUCUUUUACUGUGUGUGUUGUAUGGUGCCUAGCACCAGGGAGCCCUGACCUACAGUGGAGGAUCUAGCUGCUAUUUGGGACAUAAAUAAAAACUAAUAACAAUGAAGUCAGUUUCACGCCACUAUGCUAAGGAAAGAGAUUGAGACGAGGAACGAAAGCUGGUAAAGAUUAAUUCUUCUAAGUUAGCCACUUUAUUAAAGGGCCUCUGCUAACUGAUUUGAAUAUGAAUAAAUACUCAGUUAAAUCAAGUAACACAAUAAUUAUUUUUCACUGUUAUUUAAUUUCUUUCUUACCUUGAAACUGUGCUAGAUAAAUAGAGGAAU